This is a messenger RNA of Amoebophrya sp. A120, 2065 nucleotides long. The record is from the annotation of a GenBank genome assembly. NCBI's taxonomy places the organism in Eukaryota, Dinophyceae, Syndiniales, Amoebophryaceae.
CUUCCUGUUCUCGCCGCUAUUGCGUAGCAGCCCUACAUUUGCUUUAACGAAGACAUGCGGAUGUUGCAACUGCCGCACAAAAAAGUAAGUACGUGCAUUUGAUAGCCAAGGUGCAUCGUAUCUAUCAGCAUAAAAUAGUGAACUACAGGUGGAGAGAGUGAGACAAGAGAAGCUUUUUCAGGACGAGACGCUUGUGAAAAGCGAGUGAUGUCUGUUAAAACUAGCCCACAAAUACGGAACAGAAUAGGAAAACAAUUUUUCAAGCGUUUAGUUUCUUAUAACUCGCGCUGGCACUCGCAGCUCCCCCACCUGAAAGGAUAUCAAGGAAUGUGUUGCUCCUACUUGUUCUCACGUACCCAACUGCAACUACUAGAACCUUAACCUCGCUACAACACCCCCACCACGCCUUUUUCGAUUAAAAGAUGCCUGUCCCUGGUUCGCCAGAUCUGAGCCCCACCCCGCGGCCCGCAUCCGCAGCACAACCUGUCACCUUGCGCCGCAGGACGAGUAGCAUCCUGGCCGCGCACUUUCGCCUGCGCCCUUCCGAAAAGGUUUGCUGCAUGUCAAUCCAGCAGGCGGCGAGAACAAUCUGCCUCUACUUCUGCCUCAAUGGGUUUUUGACGCUCUUAACGCUGAUAACGGUCGGGCCGCCGAGCAGAAUGGUGUAUCACGCAAACAAAGACCUUUAUCCAAAGGGAGAUAGCACUUUGACGAAAGUAGAACAGGGAAGGAUACGGAACAAGAAUGAUCCUGAUAAUGUUAGCCCGUUCUCCAAUACCGACCAGCAGGAGCAACUUCAGUCCGAACUUCAUAGCAUCUCCGCAACGCAACCUCACGGCAACCUGAGAGGAUCUGCUGCUAGUACAAAGAACUCGGCGCUUGGGACCGCGAUAAGAGGUAGCGGCGCUAACAACGCGCCCAAUACCGCAGGAGCCUCCGAUCUUCCCGAUGAGAACCACACGUCCGGCGGGCGCUGGGUGCAUUUGAGCACCGUGACCACUUUUCUGCAGCAGCUGGACCUUCUGUUUCGCGGGAUGUCGCUGUGGAUCGGGGUUCGCGGGUACACCGGGUUCACCCUCCGGUUUCUGCCGAACAUGCAAGUGUGCAUCUGGUUCGCGAUGACCUACUGUCUCCUCCCCCUGCUGCGCUACGCCCGCGCGUUUGUGAUCUGCGACGAGACGCCCGAAAUCGAGUGCAAGACGCUGCGGGGCUUGUUCUUCGCGGUCACGACCAUCGAGCUCGGCUUCCACGCCUUUUUGGUGUACGUUCUCUGGUCGGCAAAGGAGAUCGCGAUACUGCAGGGCGCCCCGGAAUUCCACCUGGAGGGCGAACAAGCCCGGGCGGCGGUCGGGAUGCAGACGCUGCUGGCCGCGCGGGGAAGCAGCAAUUUGUUCGCGCCCGUCGCGACCACGGCGGGGAACAGCAGUGAGGGCAGCAGUGGAGCGAACAACGCCAAUAGUUCAACAUCUCCGGGGACGAAUAAUCGCCCGGUGCCGGCGAGUUUUGAACCCUUCGCAGGACAGGGAUAUCGGCUGGAAUGAGGUAUGGCUGAAAAGAAAUCAUCAUACAGGACGAAAGAAACCAGGUUUUGAAGUUUUUUUGCUCCCCGCCACAUAUUUCUGGUUAUAAGAGUAAAUAUGUUUGUGCUGCGAGUGCGAUAGGUACUUAGGUGUCGUCCAGGAUCCCAUUCAGUAUUCUUCUGUUAGUUCUUUCUCAGUUUCACCCCCCUUUGAAUUGCUUGAAAAAGUCGACUCUUUGAACGAGCUGAUAUCAACCGGAAUUCGCAUGCUUACUUAUGUUUGGCGCUCGCAGUUUUCAUCUCGGAAAGCGAGAAUGAGAUGUCGCAGAAGUGCCACAUAGAAUUACUUGACACUCUACCCUGCUUUUUCUGUUCUUGGCAUUGACUACAGAGAAGUCAAAGUUGCUCAUAUAGGAGCACCCACCAUUUACAUGUUCGCUGUAGUAGGAGCGAUGCGGAACAUUUUCCAAAAUUAAUUAUACGUCUGCUUUUCCAAGUCAGAUGAAAAAAUGAAAAUCGCACACCGGCCAGCCAUUUCCGAAAGGG